Bacidia gigantensis is the source of this 1770-nucleotide messenger RNA. RefSeq lists its product as uncharacterized. Bases 1 to 1770 code for a protein of 589 amino acids. The transcript is spliced from 4 exons. The record is from RefSeq and is a predicted model, not a curated record. Lineage: Eukaryota; Fungi; Ascomycota; Lecanoromycetes; Lecanorales; Ramalinaceae.
AUGGCUCAACCAGCUAUCAAGGGGCUGUGGAGUGACAUCUGCCCUCGAAUUCUUGAUCAUGUCUUGAACUUUGACGAUGAAGAAUGUCUUAUCACCCUCUACGGUCUGCGGCUUACGAGUCGCUUCUGGAGCGCUAUUUCUCGAAUUCCUCUCGAGGAGCUGCUGUACUCAAACUACUUCAAAAAGCUGAAAACUAUUCCUCCCCUUGACGGUAUUAAUCCCACAACACUGACUGAGAUGGGUCCAACGGCUACAGACACAUACUUAAGAUUGUUAGACUUCAUGAAGAACAUCGGGGAAAUACCAAAGAAAUUCCAAUCUUCCGCAGCAUAUAGAUUUGCCCCGAAUAGACCCACUAUGUUUCUGGAUCGCUCUGAGUAUUGGGAAUUGUUCAAAAGCCCAGGCUUUAUCGAAAUAAAUAUAUCCAUUAACGCAAGUCUUCGUCGCCACUGGGGACAGUACAUCAGGACUAUGAUUCAAGAAAUCCCGGGUUGGACCUUUGUACAUCUUGACCUGCCCCUCUUGCUCGCCUUCAGAGUGCUGAACAAGCAUGUCAAGGUCAAAUAUGUGGCAGGAAAAAAUAUGUUCGUGGUGUGGAAGGAGAGAUACGAUAUCAAAGCCGCGAUCGUCAAGCGGUGGGUGCGAGAGCGUCAAGAUUCAGUAUUGAGGGUGGAGAAAGCACGUUUGAGGGGCUGUGGGGAUGAUUGCGAAGUCUGUGCCAUUAAAUGGGACUUGGAGCAACAAGACUCGAGGUUGGAGUCAAGCAGUCUGAGGGAGGCAGAAGAAGCGGAGUUGAAGAAAAGAGAUUACAUCCAACCGUCUGCCGUAGCAUUUUACAAAGUCAGGAUGGACGUGAUACGUGAAGACCAGGUGGCGAAAGCGGGGGACUUGCCACAAUCCAAUGCUUGGAGCAGGCUUGCACGUCGCCCGCUGGAGAAAUUCUUGUUCUCAAAGUACCUGCAUACGCUAGAAUUACCCCCGUGGGUGUUGAUACCUCCAUGGCCCAUGCAGCUGCACCGGAUGGAAUACACCAGGUUUCUACUUCACUCUAUGGAGGAGUAUGUCGUGAGCGUGCAGGCCUUACCGAAAAGGUUUCAAAGCUCCGCAAUAUUCAGAACGAUGCCUGAUAGGCCAUUGAAAUUUGAGAGUAAUGUAGCAAGUGAAUACCUCGUCGAAGGUGAUUUCGCGGAGACGUUGGAAGAUCGUAUGUUGGAUCCCCUAUGCCUAGUUGGAAAAGACUAUGGCAAGACACAAAACGAAAGGAGAAAAUUCGAAGAGGACAAUUUUGGGGACCUCAUCAACGCGUUUCUGGAAAGCAAUACAGAUUGGAGAUAUAAACACACCAUGUUGCCAAUGCUUCUCAUUUUGAGACAGAAAUGCAAAUAUUUUCGGAUGAAGACGGUCAAGGACACGGAUACCCUCGUGAUUUGGAGAGAGAGGCAUAGUUCUAUAGCUACCAGAACCAAGCUGCAAAGGCUCCAAAUGCCUGGAGAAAGGCAGGUCGAUGUACCUGUAAAGAGGGUCCCGCCGAAAAUUGAAGAAAGCAAUCAAAAUUCAGAAAAGACACCACAGGGAUCUGAAGGACGAAAGAUUGAAGGACGCCAGCGCAAGGAACCAUUGACCCGCGAAUCUAGUGAAUGUAUUUUUCUGGCUAAUGCUGAUAAUGAGCCAAUUUUGGAAGCACGGAAUGUCAGACGAAGGACGAAUCAGUGGCGUUUGUACAACCCUCGAGAGACUAGACAUUUCUAUUGCCUUCCUGCGAUAUUGUAA